AUGAGGUGUACAGCUGGGGAGAGCACCGUGGCGCGCGUUUAUGCUCUGCUCCCAGGCAAAACCUUCUCCAUAUACGAAGAGCUUUUUCAAGCGAUUUUGGACACGUGUGAAGCGAACGGUUAUGCUCCAUACCCUGAGAUCAUCAUUAGCGACUAUGAGAUGGCCGCCAUAAGAGCGUCGAAAGCGGUCUUCGGAGAAGAUGUCACCACGAAAGGCUGCUUCUUUCACCUCUGCCAGAGUACCCACCGCAAGGUACGCGAGCUGGGCCUCAUCAGCAGGUACAAGACGGACGACAGGUUCAAGAAGAUGUGUGGAAUGCUAGACGGCCUCGCAUUCCUCCCUCCCGACCUUGUUCCAGUUGGGCUGGACUACAUCCGUGGUCAGGCUCCAACAGACCUCGAUGACCUCAUCGACUAUUUUGACGCGACGUAUGUAAACGGAACGUUCCGAGCAGUGUCAUCGAGAGUAGCCGAUGGCGCAUUAACCACAACGAUGCGCCGACGACUUAGCAAACUCAAUAUCACUAACUUCGCUCAGCCGCUGGUCCCUCACCAGAACUCCUACACCUCCACCUUUUGUCCAUUCACGAGAGCGAAAGAAGCUUUGGUAGCCAGACAGAGAAAAUUGGUUGCACAAGUUAUCAUCGAUGUCAAUUUCUGUUAA
This is a messenger RNA of Ixodes scapularis (black-legged tick), 663 nucleotides long. RefSeq lists its product as uncharacterized. The transcript has 3 exons. Lineage: Eukaryota; Metazoa; Arthropoda; Arachnida; Ixodida; Ixodidae. The coding region runs from base 1 to 663 and encodes 220 amino acids. The record is from RefSeq and is a predicted model, not a curated record.